Cuscuta campestris is the source of this 790-nucleotide messenger RNA. Lineage: Eukaryota; Viridiplantae; Streptophyta; Magnoliopsida; Solanales; Convolvulaceae. The record is from the annotation of a GenBank genome assembly.
CUGUACAGCCGGCUGAAAAUAAGCAGUAGAUGCAGUCGAUCGAAGAAGACGCCGCAAAUGCAGACGAUCGAAGAAGGCCGGCGAAGGAGGGGCGACGACAAAGGGAGGCGCGGGGAGGAGGCCAAAACGAUGGAGAAUGGCGUGACGAGGGAAGGCGAUGGUGGCGGCGGGUUUAUAGUAGAAACCCUAGAGUACCCGCUUCCCAUUGUCAACCCGGCCCGGCACAUCCUCCUCUUCUGCAAAUUGGAACGCGCGACAGAGGAGACAGGGGCAGCUUUGUUCUUCUUCCCCGGACCGGCAAUUGCGGCGGCGACUGCUUCAAGGAACAGGCACAGCGUCAACAGAAGGUUAGCGACCUGGCGGCAGUUACUCUUCAAACCAGCGGCGAACUUCUUGUCCAGCAGCGGGGUCACCGGCGACCCGAGCGGCAAUCAGUACCGGCGGCGACCUCCAUGGUCGGAAACACAACAACGGAAAUCCGACAGUAGCUUCGUCCCGCGUCGACAAGCCGGCGUGGCAGCAACCCUCGAAGAUAGCAGCGGCCAGAGAACCAAAUACAGAGCAGAACAGAACGAGGGAGAACAGAACAGAUCGAAGGAGAAGAGAAAUAGGCAGUAACGUUCCAAUCCCAAAUCCAAACUCAAUCACCCAAUUAAUUCAACAAUUCAACUCACAAAUCCAACAUCAAUUACACAAAAAUCUAUUAACGGAUCCUAAUCUACGAAUCAAUUCAAAUGAGAGAUAAAUCACUCACCUCGAUUAAGUUGGAAAAUAAAUCUCAAUUGAAAUA